AUGGCCACUUCAAGCCAUCUCCUUCUCCUCUUCCUCAUCACCACCGUCACAUCCCUCACCUCCGCCGCUUCUCCUCCGUAUCUCACCUCCCAAGAUCACCAACACGCCGACAGAAUCAUCGAAGCAAUGAUCGGAGCCGGAGAUUUCCGUGACUGGGCCGCAGAUUUCCUCUCCUCCGUCGACGAUCAGUUAGGUAUCCCUCUCUCCGCCACCAUUUUCAUCCCAAGCGAUUUCGACUCCGCCGACGUCUCCUCCACCUCCACCGAAGACAGUGCUAAUAACCCACUUCGUCUCUCCGUCGCUUACCACAUAGUACCUCAACGUCUCUCGUUCAGUGAUCUUCGACUCUUGAAACCACUCUCUCGUCUCCCGACGCUUCUCCCCGGAAACUCGAUCGUCGUCACUAACAACUCUGUUUCCGGUUACACCCUCGACGGCGUUCUUGUCUCUGAACCGGAUCUUUUCAUCUCUUCUUCUAUUGCUAUUCACGGUGUUGCUUCCACGCUUGAUUUCUCACGUUACGGCGAUUUUGGUGACGGUGAUGAUACUGCUUUUGCUGAUAGUCUCCGUCCUCGGCGUUCUCGUCGCCGCCGUCGUCGUCGUCGUGGUGGUUCAAGUGGUUCUGGUGGUAACGGUGGCUUUUUUGGUAACGACGAUGAUAGGGAUACCAAUCAAACCUGUGCUUCUUUGUUCAGUGCACAUUACUCAACUGGCUCGUUCUUGGUUUCAUUGGCGGCUCUGACUCUGUUCUGA
This is a messenger RNA of Capsella rubella, 753 nucleotides long. RefSeq names its product FAS1 domain-containing protein SELMODRAFT_448915. The record is from RefSeq and is a predicted model, not a curated record. Bases 1 to 753 code for a protein of 250 amino acids. Lineage: Eukaryota; Viridiplantae; Streptophyta; Magnoliopsida; Brassicales; Brassicaceae. The transcript has a single exon.